Messenger RNA from Pygocentrus nattereri (red-bellied piranha), 3454 nucleotides. It is a transcript of the gene ptprnb, whose product is annotated as protein tyrosine phosphatase receptor type Nb. The record is from RefSeq and is a predicted model, not a curated record. Gene Ontology annotation, biological process: protein dephosphorylation. Bases 167 to 2956 code for a protein of 929 amino acids. Gene Ontology annotation, molecular function: protein tyrosine phosphatase activity. Gene Ontology annotation, cellular component: secretory granule. The transcript is spliced from 23 exons. Lineage: Eukaryota; Metazoa; Chordata; Actinopteri; Characiformes; Serrasalmidae.
CCUCCUCCAGGUUCCUCCGCGGUUCUUCCCCGCGCGCGCUGAGUCCCGGCGCUCCUCCGGCGCGCGGCUUCAGCGAUGUGGGCGUGAGCAGAGAGAGAGAGAGAGUGAGAGAGAGAGUGAGAGAGAGUGUAAGUAAGGAAAGCGUCCGCUGUUGCACGGAGUGAGCAUGAAGUCCUCGCGGCUCUGCGCGCUCCUCACUUUGAUGACUGCGUGCUGUCAGCUCUGCAGCUGCGCGAGAUACGGCUGUUUGUUUGAUGGAGGCCUUUGCUCGAGUGAGCAGGUCUGCUGGGAUGAUGAGUUGUUCGGGCAGUGCCUGGCGCAGCGGGAAGGCAGAUUUCGCUACAGGGUGACUGCAGCCUUGUUGGACAGACUGCAGUCUUUACUACAGAUGCUCAUGAAGGAAGGACUGACCUGGCAGGAUGACGUUACCCAAUCAGUCAUCGACAAGGAACUAAGCAAAGUUGCGAAGAUCCCGCUGCCAUCUGGUCUCAAGAACGCUCCCUCCUCUGAGUCUGAUGGAGGGGCAACAGACCAGCUGAACCCCAAACUGCAGCACUACAUGGACUACAUGAUUGUUGAUUCUCCCCAGUCCACCCUCCGCAUGCAAAGCUUGGAGCCUUACAGGCCUACUUAUCAGAAGUACGGUUACCAGGACGAAGAAGAACGCUCUCUGAACCUGGUAGAGGGAGACGUCUACCCACCAUCCUCUUCUCACUCCAGGGGGUCUGCAUCACGUCCUCACCCACUGGAUAGAGACACACAACUGCUUCAGGAUCUGGUGUCUCUCCUUCUCUCUUCACCUGCACAACCUGACUCCCGCCACAGGGUGGCCACACCUCUCUCCUCUUCAUCUUUCUUCCAGGGUCUGGAUUUUCCACUGGACUACAGCAAGGACUACGUUUCCCAGGAUGUGGAGGUCAGCAGCCAGCUAGAGAAGAAGAAAACCACUAAGGAGUAUGGAAGGUUUGAUGACCCCACUCAGCAGAGUCUGAAUGAGUUAUUACUGCAGCAUGGCUUCGACCUGGCUCAUCUCAACCCUGGAGAGAUGGAGCGCCUCUUCGCAGUGCUGGGCCUCCUGCAGAAUGAGCCUCCAAUCACACCCAAUCAGGAUCAUACUGAUUCAGCUGCCCCGCAAAAGCUGAUGAAAAUCACUGAGGGGAAGAUGAAACAUGUAGUGGAAAAACUUCCAACCCCAGCCAUCUCUUCCUCCCCCGCUCCGGCUCCUGAGGGCACCUUGCAGAAUAACGACAUUACAGAAGGGGCCAGUGUGCUGGGCCCUCCAGCCCCAUUGAAACAGGAGAAGGAGGGGUGGAAGGGAGAGGAAAAGGUGUGGAAAGGAGUCCCCAAUGCAACACCAGUAAAGAAUCAAACCAAAUACAAAGAGGACUAUGGAUACAUCAUUACGAACCAGAGUCCCCUCUCUCUGUUUGAUGGGGUUCGUCUGCUGGAGACCCUGGCUGAGAGGAUCCACCUCACCACCGGCACAUUCGUCAAUAUCAGCGUGGUGGGUCCGGCUCUCACGUUCCGGGUUCGCCCGAACAGCCAGAACCUGACAGCUGCUGAAGUGGCAGACAAGGCUGUGGCCGAGAAGAACUUUCUCGAAUCAGAGACGGGCCUGAACGUGCUGCAGGCAGGAGCCGGAGAGAAAAAUGAAGCCUUGCCGGUUGCGACGCGUGUGCGGGAUGGCACCCGAUGGGUGUUCCUCACCUUUGUGGGUGUGGCCUGCGUGGGUGGCCUCUUAGUAGGUUCGUUGACCAUCGCCUGCCUGCGCAGCCAUGCCCGCCAACUGGCCUCUGGAAAGCUGGGUUUGGGGCCGGAGGCAGGAAGUGACACCCAUUAUGCGUACCAGGACCUCUGUCGGCAGCACAUGGCUGCGAAGUCCUCUUCAGGCAAGCACGAGAGCGAGGCAGGGGCUGCAGGCGGGGGAGGCACAGUAGGAGGCUCAGGGGGAGGAGGAGGGACAGACACGUCCAGGGUCAGCAGUGUAUCGUCUCAGUUCAGCGAUGCCGCUCAGCCCAGCCCCAGCUCUCACAGCAGCACCCCCUCCUGGUGCGAGGAGCCAGCGCAGUCCAACAUGGACAUCUCCACCGGACACAUGAUACUGGCGUAUAUGGAGGACCAUGUGAAGAAUAAGGACCGCCUGAUGAAGGAGUGGGAGGCAUUGUGCUCCUACCAGGCAGAGCCCAGCACUGUGUCUGUCGCGCAGAGCGAAAGCAACCUCAAGAAGAACCGCUGUCCAGACGCUGUGCCGUACGAUCACUCCCGUGUGAAACUGAAGGCCGAGAUUAACCCCUCGAGGACUGACUACAUCAACGCCAGCACCAUAAUUGAGCAUGACCCCAGAAUGCCAGCGUACAUCGCCACCCAAGGACCCCUCUCACACACUAUCUCUGACUUUUGGCAGAUGGUCUGGGAGAAUGGCUGUACCGUGAUCGUUAUGAUGACCGCACUUGUUGAGGACGGAGAGAAGCAGUGCGAUCGCUACUGGCCUGAUGAGGGCUCCUCCCUCUACCACAUCUACGAGGUGAACCUGGUGUCCGAGCACAUCUGGUGUAACGACUUCCUGGUGCGUAGCUUCUACCUGAAGAACGUCCAGACACAGGAGACACGCACUCUCACUCAGUUCCACUUCUUGAGCUGGCCUGCACAAGGCAUACCAACCUCCACGCGCCCUCUGCUGGACUUCCGCAGGAAGGUGAACAAAUGCUACCGAGGACGCUCCUGCCCCAUCAUCGUCCACUGCAGUGACGGUACAGGCCGGACUGGAACGUACAUCCUGAUUGACAUGGUUCUAAACCGCAUGGCUAAAGGGGUGAAGGAAAUUGAUAUCGCUGCAACUCUGGAACAUAUUCGGGACCAGAGACCAGGAAUGGUGCGCACAAAGGACCAGUUUGAGUUUGCUCUGACCGCUGUGGCUGAAGAGGUCAAUGCCAUUCUAAAAGCUUUGCCCCAGUGAGACCAGCAGACCAGGACCUGAUUGUUGUUUAAACACACACACACACACACACACUCCUUACAAGAUAUAUGUUAAUGCAUGGAAGCGACCCAAGACCUCUGAUUAGACCAUUCCAGCAAAUACACAUACACAGAUACAUACACCCCCCUCCCCACCCCAGCCCUGUGCAGCAAGUGCUGCCUCAACCUGCCUUUCUGAAGCACUGACAUGACACCAACUCAGGCGUUCAGUCACACACACAAGGACAUCACAGCUGGGGCAGUGGUAGGCAUGCAGGGGCGUAGCCAGCCUACGUGGGCACGGGUCUUUUUAUCCUACUAAGUGAACCUUUUUACUGCAGUCACAUAGGUCAUCUUUUGAUCUGAUGCUGUUAUUACAUUAUAAUAAUAAUAAUAAUAAUAAUAAUCUUUAUUUGUAUAGCACCUUUCAUACAUACAUGCAACUCAAAGUGCUUUACAGAAUAAAUAAAAAGAAAACAAAGAUAAGCAAAACACAUUA